Schistosoma intercalatum is the source of this 3115-nucleotide messenger RNA. Lineage: Eukaryota; Metazoa; Platyhelminthes; Trematoda; Strigeidida; Schistosomatidae. The record is from the annotation of a GenBank genome assembly.
AUAUAUAUAUAUAUAUAUAUAUGAGAGAGGAACUAUCCAAUCUACUUCAUGAGAAAUAUAUGAUUAGACAUUAGAGGCCUUACUAAAUGUUUGUGAAAUUGAAUAGACUAGAUCUAUGUUAAUAUGUUGUUAAGCUCAUUGUGAAUCAUUGUUCAAGUGUUUAAUCGUUAAAUGUCUAACCUGUUAAGUGCUUUGUUCAAUUUGGAUAUUAGGUAGCGUAUCUAGUCCUCAUACUUAUAAUUUACCUGAAAAAUAAAUAAUCUCAAUCUUGCUAUUGAGUCUUAUUAAAUUUGAAAUUUCAUUGAAACAUAGACAGUACAAUGUUCCUUGGAAUAUCAAGUUUUAAGGAGGCUUUUAAUACAAUGGCAUUGGUAAAUUUCACUUGUUAGUCACCAAACAAAUUGAGCUAUUAAUAUUUAAAUGUUAAGGAAUCCCAACUGUCCAUCAAAUGCAAAAUUUCAAAAAUUCUGACAUUGGAUAUUACUUGUAACUUCUGAAAUAAACUAGAUGCGUUAACAAAUUCACAAGUGAGACUACAGAGAGCACAGAUAUGGUGUUGAAAGCACAAGUGUUAGCUGGUGGCCGUGGUAAAGGUAUUUGGGAUAGCGGAUUAAAAGGUGGAGUUAAAAUUGUAUACAAUAUCAAUAUCGCGAAUAAUGUGCACCGUAUGAAAACUACACGGAUGACAUUCAUGAAAUAUGUUCAAGCUACUUUAGGCCAGUGUUUCAAGAUGGUGAAACGAAUUAAAUAGCUAUCAUCGUGUCUAUGCACAUAAUACCGGACCUCUUAGUGGUUCUUCGGAGGAAACGGUGAUCAAACGAAGAGAGUUGUUAAGUAUUUUCAGCUCAAAGGGACCAAGUUGUUCCACCAACAAAAUAAAACUUUGUGCACUGAAUACGGGAUCUACUAUAAACAGACUGAUGAGAGGAAAGUGGAACAACCAACUAUAUUUUAUUGGCGAAGAAACUCUGUUUCAAAGUCCAAGUUCAUGAGAGAAGGUUGAUAAUGUACCUUUCGGCUUACAAUAUUUUAAAACUAUAAUGAAACAACUGACAUUCCUUCCCGAUUUUUAUUGUGUAGAAGAAGCCGUAAAUGUAGCUAAUCACAUGCUUGGUCAUCGAAUCUACACUGCACAAACCGGUGACACCGGCCAAUUAUGCAAUACAUUAUUAGCAUGUGAACGUAAAUAUUCUCGACGUGAACAUUAUCUAGCUAUUGUCCUAGAUCGUUCUAGUGGUGGACCAGUAAUGAUUGGUUGUCAACAGGGUGGUGUAAAUAUUGAAGAUAUAGCACGUGAUAACCCAGAUGCUUUAAUUAAAAUUCCAGUUGAUAUUAACAAAGGUUUAAAUAAAAAAGAUGCUUUAUUUAUGGCGCAUAAAUUAGGUUUUACACAUCCAGAUGAAGCAGCUAUAUACAUUGAACGACUUUAUAAACUCUUUGAUUCAUCCGAUUGUACACUAUUAGAAAUUAAUCCAAUUUCUCAAGAUAUAAAUGGAAAAGUUGUUUGUAUGGAUUGUAAAAUGAAUUUCGAUGAUAAUGCUGCAUUUCGACAGAAAGAGAUUUUUGCACAACGUGAUUGGUCACAAGAAGAUGAACGUGAUGUAAAAGCAUCAAAGGCUGGAUUAAAUUAUAUUGGUUUAGAUGGAAAUAUUGGUUGUUUAGUUAACGGAGCUGGUUUAGCUAUGGCUACUAUGGAUUUAAUUCAAUUGCAUGGUGGUAAUCCAGCGAAUUUUCUUGAUAUUGGCGGUGGAGCGACAGCUGCUCAAGUGACUGAAGCUUUUCGUUUAAUCGUAUCUGAUUCGAAGGUCAAUGCUAUACUAGUAAAUAUUUUCGGUGGUAUUAUGCGUUGUGAUGUGAUUGCACAAGGUAUUGUAACAGCUGCUACAGAAUUAAACAUAAAAGUACCAAUUGUUGUACGACUUCAAGGGACUAGAGUUGAAGACGCUAAAGCAAUUCUUGCUACAAGUCAUAUGAAAAUUCUAGGUUGUAGUGAUUUAGAUGAAGCUGCUCAAAUGUCUGUUAAACUCGCUAAUAUUGUUCAUUUGGCUCGUGAAGCUGCUAUAAAUGUGAAAUUCGAACUGCCUUAUUAAUUAAUAAUGUGAUUAUAGUAAUAUUAUUACAAUAAGCAAAGAUGAAUAGUUCGAAGGAAUGGGGACAUCACGUUAUAUUGAAUGGUGAUGAAUCCAGUAGUUCGGUUUAUACUACUAUUAUUAUCGUUAUUAUUACUAUUAUUAUUAUUAUUAUUAUUAUUAUUAUUAUUAUUAUUAUUAUUAUAACUUACUUCCGAAAGAUAGCAGUCAUUGUGUGGUCUAUUCAAUUCUGUUUUGUCAUAUCCUUUUGUACGAAUGAAUGUACAAUGACGGUAAUGUGAUUAUUGUUUUAUACGACAGAUUUAAAUAUCUACUGCAUUACGUAAUACAUUGAUUUUGUUGCAUAAGAAUUUCUCAUACUUUGAUAGAAAAUCCUUAACUAAACAAUCACUUAUUAUCAUUGUAUUUUGGUUGCAGUUAGCUCAGCGACACCACCCACAUCACCCCUCCACACACAGAGUUUAUUUUACGUUGAAAAUAGAGAGUAUACAAAACUUCAUUUUCAAAGUAUAAAAAUGCUAGUAUACCUACCAUACAACUAUUUUGCCAGAAGAAAAAGAUGAAUUCAAAUCUUUAUUUCACUUAAAAUAUCGUUUAUCUCUAUUGUUUUUCUUAUCUUUCAUCGUUAUUCACUAUUAGUUACAUAUACUACUAUUUGUUGUCCUGUGAUAGUAGUAAUAAAUGGUAUUGCUCGGAGAUAAUUCAUGUUUGAAUUUCUUUUCAUUUCUUUGUAUUCGUUUAUACACCUACAAUCAAACGUGUAUAUAUAUCCGCGUACAGAGGGAAGUGGUUACUUCAGUUUUCUUUUUCCUCUUACUCUUUCAUUUGCACACCGUCCAGAUUCAUCCCCACAGGGACACUGUCAUCCAUAUUUCAACUGUUAACUUUUCGAAGGUUUUGAUGAAUUUUUAAGAAAGACCAUGUAACAUUAUUUGAUAGUCCGUUUUCAAACAUCUUUAAGAAUAUUAGCUAGAUGAAUAUAUUAGCAGGGAUAUGAGGAUCAAAUAUAUUUCUUUCAGAUCUCC